This is a messenger RNA of Phalaenopsis equestris, 1151 nucleotides long. RefSeq lists its product as uncharacterized. The transcript has 5 exons. Bases 55 to 1056 code for a protein of 333 amino acids. Lineage: Eukaryota; Viridiplantae; Streptophyta; Magnoliopsida; Asparagales; Orchidaceae. The record is from RefSeq and is a predicted model, not a curated record.
CACUGGUAGCUCCCUGCUUCCUUAUCCCUCCACUCCCGAGAGAAAAAACCCUGGAUGGCUUCACUUGCGCUCGUUCAUGCCCAAUGGUCGACUGCUCUCCACCACAACCGUAAUAAGCAGGUAGCUGUUGUCCGACGCAAAGGUAUCAUCCUUUCAUCCACCUCCCACCGCUUUCCCACCGCGUUUCAGCGAUUUCCUCAGCGACGUUUUAGCUGCGGAUUUCCAAUUGGGGCUCAGGAGCGCGGCAAUGGAGACGCCGCAGCUACCCAUGAGGAAAACCAGCUGGUGAGGAUAGUCCUGCAAUCCUCGCUCUGGGCCGCAGAAGCUGUUUACAUUUUGUGGCUUUUCUUUCUUCCGUACGCGCCUGGUGAUCCAGUCUGGGCUAUUAAAUCGAAUACAGUCAAUGAUCUUAUGGGUCUGUCACUCAACUUCUUCCUUAUUUUGCCCUUAGCAAAUCUGGUUGGGAUACAUGUAAUUGAAGCACCAGUGCUUCAUCCUAUGGCUGAAGGCCUCUUCAAUCUCGUAAUCGGAUGGACUUUCCUAUUUGCUCCACUUCUAUUCACCGACCAUCGUCGAGGAAGAUUUCGUGGAUCUCUUGACCUUUUGUGGGGUUUUCAGAUGUUCCUUACAAACACUUUUCUAAUACCUUACAUGGCUAUCCGACUCAACAACCGAAGCGACAACACGGACCAGUCACCUCUAAAGUCAUCAAAAUUAGGCUUGUUGAUGACAAAAGGCGCUCGGUCGGUUGGCUUAAUCGGUGGAAUUGUGUGCUUUGUUUCUAUAAUUUGGGCUUUCUUAGGCCGUCCGGAAAGCGGCUUUGGGGAUUUCGAUGGCCGGUGGCGGUUUCUGGAGCACUACAUCGGAUCGGAACGGCUUGCUUAUGCGUUUAUAUGGGAUAUCAUCCUCUAUGCUGUAUUCCAGCCAUGGUUGAUUGGUGACAACCUUCAGAAUGUAAGGAUGAGUGAUCAAGAGUUGGUGAAUGUGUUGAGAUAUAUGCCUGUUGUUGGAUUGGUGGCUUAUCUUCUCUGUUUGGAUGAUGAUUCAGAUUUAUAGCAGGACUGCUGGUUAUAUUGUUAUGGAAGAUUUAGUUGUAUACCGCUUAAUUCCUGUGUAUUUAUAUAUCCAACACCUAUACUUCAAUUUUUAUA